AUGAUUUUCUUUAUUCUUCAUCAAAUUACUAGUUUUGAACCAUUUGGUUACAGAGAUGAAAGUGAAGAAGUUAUUAUUAAUUGUUCAUCGGAAUUAAGUGGUGAAGUUGUUAUUCCUCGAACUGUCAAAGAAAUAUAUAGCAAAAGUGAAUAUGAUUAUGCCUUCAAGAAUUGUUAUUGGAAGAUCACAUCAAUUAAAUUUGAAGAAGACAGUGAAAUUAUUAGUAUUAGUAAUUAUAGCUUUUAUUGGACAAAAAUAAAAUCAGCCGAUCUCAGUAAUUGUAAUCAUCUUACAUUACUUAAUGAAUCAGUCUUUUAUAAAUCUUAUGGUUUAAAAUCAAUUAAACUUCCUCAAAACAUUUUAAGUAUUGGGGGAAAAUGCUUUUAUAUUAAUCUAGCUCUAUCAUCAAUAGAUUUACCAGAUUCUGUAGAAAUUAUUUAUGAAGGUGCAUUUAGUGGUAGUGGAUUAACGACCAUAAAUAUUUCAAAAAAUUCUAAAUUAAAAAAAUUAGAUUCAGGUUGCUUUUUUGGGACAAAUCUUAUAAAAAUUUUUAUUCCAAAAUCACUUAAUGAAAUAUCUUCUGAAGUAUUUAAUAGAUGUAAAUAUUUAGAAAAUAUAACAGUUGAUCCUGAAAAUGAAUAUUAUAAGAGUGAUUCUAAAUCUUUAUUUACAGGAACAGAUAAUUCAACAUUAUUUAAAGUUGUUGAAUCAUAUUCAGAGAGUGAAUAUAUUGUUCCUAAUUAUGUUACAAAUAUUUCCGAUUGGUGCUUUUUUAAUGCAAAUAUUUCAUCUAUUCAACUUCACAACAAUAUUUCAUGGAUUGGAAGUAGUACAUUUUCUUAUUGCACGAACCUAACAUUUAUCACAAUCCCAGAAAGUGUAACAUCUAUUGGUUAUAGUACAUUUUAUUCUUGCACAUCAUUAACAUAUAUCACAAUCCCAGAAGGUGUAACAUACAUUGGAGAAGCUGCAUUUGUUGGUUGUACAUCAUUAACAAAUAUCACAAUCCCAGAAAGUGUAACAUACAUUGGAGAUGGUGCAUUUUAUCAUUGCUCAUCAUUAACAAAUAUUAUUAUAUCUGGAAAUAAUAUAGAAUAUAUUGGGGAUGGUGCAUUUAACAGCAAUGAAAAUCCAAUAAACUUCUUCAUUCCAAGAAAGUUUAUUUUGGAUGAAAGUUCUAUCCAUACUAAUUCAUAUCCAUUUGGAAGUAAUUUAUAUAUUACAAGUCAAACAGUUUUAACAAACUCAUCAAAAGUUUUUUUUGGAGAAAAGUCAGUUCAUGUUCACUUUGAUAACACAAUUAAACUUUCAGAUCAAACAACAAUUGAUGUUCUUCAAUACAUCUCAAUUGAAAACAUCAGUAUUCCACUCUAUAUUCCUAAAACUAUUCAUAACAAUGUUUGUUAUGAAUCUAAAUUCUUCCAUCUCACUAAUCUUUUCAUAAACAUUAAUAAAGCUUAA
Molecule: messenger RNA, 1461 nt
Organism: Trichomonas vaginalis G3
Lineage: Eukaryota; Parabasalia; Trichomonadida; Trichomonadidae
Product: ribonuclease inhibitor domain-containing protein
Exons: 1
Coding region: 1-1461 (486 amino acids)
Source: RefSeq, a predicted model, not a curated record